UUCAAACUGUUCAUUUUGUGCACUGUGUUUUUGAUUCUGACCGUUUCUGCUUCCUCCUCUCCUCAAAAGGUGAGUGCGAAAACCAAUUGUGCAAUUGUGCACACGAGUUAAAAAAUAAACUUUGCUUCAAAUAUCCCUAACAGAUAAAAAGAGACAAUGAAUUGCCUUAUCCCAGGUGAAGUCGCCGAAAUAGGCCAUUUGCACGAUGACGUCAUUUUACUACUACCACCAGAACCCUUCAGGGUCGCGCUUUCUCGUGCAAAUUAGAGCUUUUGUUACUUAAACCUCAAUGGGAUUAACACAUUUAAAUAUGAAAGAAAAAACGACAUGAAUUCUGGUCCUAGGAGUAAAAAGACGUAAUCGUGAAUAUGGCCUAUUGUUUUUUUUGAGCCAUGACAAUGAGGUGAAAUAAGCGCCCUAUCACACAUGUAAUAUACCUCGAUGGUAAGGCCUUACACUUUUGACGAAGUUUUUUCACAUUUUAUUCUAUAUUCAGUCUGUGAGUAGCAUUAAUUACAGAAAUAUGACAUCAGUGAAGGAUCGUAGCUAAGGUUCAGGCCCGUAGGAACGAAUUUGAAAUUUGUCCAAGGAAACCACACACGUUUUGCCGAAAUUACUCAGUUAUAUUCCCACUUUAUUCUGUAUUUGCUCUGUGAAUAGCACUGAUUAUUUUAUACAGAGACAUAAUGUGGCAUCACUGAAGGUUCGUAUCCCUUAUCAAUUACCUUCAAACCGUGUUGACUAAGUGCAAUAGUGUUGUAGACCGAAAAAACAAUUUCUUUGAUUUUUCUGUCCGAAAACCUUACCAAAGAAUAAGAGCUUCCCAUUAUUAAACUGCUAAAUAUAAAAGUAAUAAUGAUAAUGAUAACAAUAAUACUAGAAUAAUAAUAAUAAUUAUUAUUAUUAUUAAUACAGUUUUAGCAACAAUACACCAAGUUGCCCAGAAAGGAAGGAAGGAAGGAAAGAACAAGCCAUUAUUUCAACUAUUAAUACUAUAAAAGUGAUAUCGAUAGUACGUUGUAAAUUCCAUGAGGUUGGGUAGUGAGAAAAUAAUAGGUUGAUUAAAAAUAUGAUUGAUUAAAUAGAUUUACAUCAGUUCCCGACUACCCCUCUUGUAGUUAGCCACUAAAUUAAAAGGAAGUCAGCACUAGAAAUGAAUGUUACAAUAACGUCCCAAGCAGCAUUUUAUUGAAGAAUCGACUUAAGCAGCUACAAGUCCCUUGUUCUGUCUGACCUUUCCUCUGUAAAAGCGUUGAACUGAGUUUGAAUCGUCAGUCUAUUAAACAAAGUGCUUUAAGAGAAAAAUACUUUAACAGAAUUGAAACAACACUGAAAGCAAAAAACGUUAGAUCUUUUUUUUUUUUCUUCAGCAGCAUUCCGUGGCAAAAUUUACAUUCAAGAUGUCCGAAAACGGAACAGACUACGACGAGGAAGUAGAUAUUGAUGAAGAAAAGGAAACAGAAACUUUCCACGUGCCAAAAGUUUCACCCCAAAAAGACUCGGGAGAUGUAAUCUACGAUUUCAAGAAGGUAAGGCAGCCAUUUACACGCACGUGUGGUCUU
Porites lobata is the source of this 1562-nucleotide messenger RNA. Lineage: Eukaryota; Metazoa; Cnidaria; Anthozoa; Scleractinia; Poritidae. The record is from the annotation of a GenBank genome assembly.